AUGGUCUCGCAUACAAACCGCCUCUACCUCCGGCGUCUCCUCCGCUCGCGCUUCCCCAAGAUCGUCUUCAUCCUUCUCAUCAUCAUAAAUAUCCUCGACGUUCUCCGUAUUCACAAGAACCUAAUCGAUGCCGACCGCACGCCCGCUCCAAAGCUCUCGCAGCCGCCAGAGCGCAUCUACAUCGCUAGCAUGCACUUCAAUAACGAGCGCGUGAUACGAGACCAUUGGGGACCUGCAGUUGUACAACUGUCUAAGCUUCUCGGGAAGGAGAAUGUCUUUGUUAGCGUGUACGAGAGUGGGAGCUGGGAUAAAACGAAAUGGGAGCUGAACAAGAUGGCAAUAGAGCUGGAGAAUAUGGGCAUUCCACAUCGCGUGGAGAUGUCGGAGUCGACGCAUAAAGAUGAGAUCGAGAAUCCGAAUAAGGGCGAGGGCUGGAUCAAUACGCCGAGAGGGAAGCGCGAGUUACGAAGAAUACCGUUCCUGGCCAAGUUAAGGAAUAGGACGUUACAGGACUUGAUCGACUUGCAGAAGAAGGGUCAACAUUUCGACAAGGUUUUGUUUCUCAACGACGUCGUUUUUACGAUCGAUGAUGUUCUCAAGCUAUUGGGCACAAACGGCGGCGAUUAUGCUGCAGCCUGUUCGCUUGACUUCUCGAGACCACCAGAGUAUUAUGAUACAUUUGCGCUGAGGGAUACCUCUGGAUAUGCGCAUGCAAUGCAUACAUGGCCAUACUUUAAGUCAAGCGUUUCGAGAAAUGCGCUUGUAAACCAUGUGGAUGCUGUGCCUGUUGCCAGUUGCUGGAACGGAAUUGUCGCAAUGCCUACUGAGCCUUUCACCUCUUCUUCCAAACUCCGCUUCCGCGGUAUCCCGGACUCCUUAGCAGAGCGUCAUUUAGAAGGCUGCGAGUGCUGCCUCAUUCACGCAGACAACCCUCUCACCAAGACCCGAGGUGUAUAUCUCAACCCUCAUGUCCGCGUGGGCUAUAAUUCCGCCGCAUACAAGGUUGUACACCCUGAACAAGGUGCAUGGGUUUCUACAUGGCAGAUCUUCUCUGGACUCUGGAUCAACCGCAUUAUGCGAUGGGUCUCAGCACCUUUUGACUCGUUAGUGGUGAGAAAGCGUGUAGCGGCGUGGGAGAAGGAGGGUAUAGGGAGAAGAGAGCCUGGUGAGUUUUGUCUGAUUAACGAGAUGCAAGUUCUCGUUGAGCGAGGCUGGGCACAUGUUUAG
This is a messenger RNA of Fusarium coffeatum, 1227 nucleotides long. RefSeq lists its product as uncharacterized. The transcript has 3 exons. The record is from RefSeq and is a predicted model, not a curated record. Lineage: Eukaryota; Fungi; Ascomycota; Sordariomycetes; Hypocreales; Nectriaceae. The coding region runs from base 1 to 1227 and encodes 408 amino acids.